Macaca mulatta (Rhesus monkey) is the source of this 4532-nucleotide messenger RNA. It is a transcript of the gene METTL15, whose product is annotated as methyltransferase like 15. Gene Ontology annotation, biological process: rRNA base methylation. The record is from RefSeq and is a predicted model, not a curated record. NCBI's taxonomy places the organism in Eukaryota, Metazoa, Chordata, Mammalia, Primates, Cercopithecidae. Gene Ontology annotation, molecular function: rRNA (cytosine-N4-)-methyltransferase activity.
GGCAACGCUCGAGGCCGUUUCCGGAGGCGGUGGCCAAAGUGGGCGGGGCUAGACCGGAGCUGCCUGUGGGAGGCAGUUACUUGAGAUCACCAGGCCUUCUCUGGACCGGCGGGUGCGGGGCCCGGUCCCAGAGUACAGGGUGAAAGUCGUUUGGAAACCCCAGCGCCAACAGGACCCUUUGGCAGCUGAGGCUGGAAGCAGCGGAACCAAAGGCAGACGGUCCUGAGUUGCUGGGGCGGACGUGGACCCAAUCUGUCCGUCCUUGCAAGUUUCCCCCAGGGGCAGGACCUAGACGUGCGGCACAUUCAGGUUCUUCAGGACCGUAGUGGUAGUCACUGGGCCAAGUUAGAGGCCAGCUGAGAAGUCUUCCUGCCUCAGAUUUGUUUACCUACAGAAUGCUUCGGUAUCCGUAUUUUUGUAGAAUGUAUAAAGAAUGUCUUUCAUGUUGGUUGGCAUCUGGCAUACCUAAUUUAGGUGUCUGGCCAAAGAGAAUACAUACUACAGCAGAAAAAUAUGGAGAAUAUGAAGCCCAGGAGCAAACAGAUCAAACUCAAGCCCAGGAGUUACACAGAUCUCAAGAUAGAGAUUUUGAAACUAUGGCUAAAUUACAUAUUCCAGUAAUGGUGGAUGAAGUUGUGCAUUGUUUGUCACCACAAAAAGGACAGAUUUUUCUAGAUAUGACAUUUGGUUCGGGAGGGCACACAAAAGCCAUUCUACAGAAGGAGUCAGAUAUUGUUUUGUAUGCCUUGGACAGAGACCCGACAGCUUAUGCAUUAGCUGAACAUCUUUCAGAGUUGUAUCCUAAACAAAUCCGAGCUGUGCUGGGCCAGUUCAGCCAGGCAGAAGCCUUAUUAACGAAAGCUGGGGUGCAGCCAGGAACUUUUGAUGGAGUUCUUAUGGAUCUUGGGUGUUCCUCCAUGCAACUUGAUACUCCUGAAAGAGGUUUUUCCCUUCGGAAAGAUGGCCCCUUGGACAUGAGAAUGGAUGGUGGCAGGUACCCUGACAUGCCCACUGCUGCUGAUGUUGUGAAUGCUUUAGAUCAACCGGCACUUGCAUCUAUCCUAAGAACAUAUGGGGAGGAGAAGCAUGCCAGGAAAAUCGCUUCAGCAAUUGUUCAGGCACGCAGCAUCUACCCCAUCACCAGAACCCAGCAGCUUGCCAGCAUCGUUGCAGGUGCAUUUCCUCCCUCUGCUAUUUAUGCACGGAAAGACUUACUACAGCGAUCUACCCAUAUUGCCACCAAGACUUUCCAGGCUCUUCGCAUAUUUGUGAACAAUGAGCUCAAUGAACUCUACACAGGACUGAAGACAGCUCAGAAGUUUCUGAGACCUGGUGGCCGUCUUGUUGCCCUCUCCUUCCAUUCACUAGAGGAUCGCAUCAUCAAAAGAUUUUUGCUUGGAAUAAGCAUGACAGAAAGAUUUAACCUAAGUGUUAGACAGCAAGUGAUGAAAACAUCGCAGUUGGGUUCUGGUCACGAAAACACAGAAGAAGUCUCUAUGAGAAGAGCUCCUUUAAUGUGGGAAUUGAUACACAAGAAGGUACUUAGUCCACAAGAUCAGGAUGUACAAGAUAACCCCAGAGGGCGCUCAGCCAAGCUUAGAGCAGCUGUCAAAUUAUAAGUUAUAAUCAUCUUAUUCUUCAAAUUUUUUCUCACAAUUUCUCUAAUCUUUACUCAUGUUGUGUUCCUGAAUGUCUUGAUACAGGUUUAAGUGUGGGACAGUCUGAAAAUUGAUAGCAUUUAGCAUUUUUUUUUCCCUCAAAAAGAAACUGUAGGAAAUACAUGACAGAGAAAGUUACACUCAGGGAGCAGCAGCACCUCAAGACUGGAAAUAUGUGUUAAUCUUUGCAUCAUAUUGGAUUCUUGAAAUGCAAUCCUUCCUCUGGCCAGGAACAUUUUUAAAAAAUAAUAGUUGGGUUUAUUUAAAUAUGUAAACUCAAGCUGCCAAAGAGAAAGAUAUUAUAAUCAUAUCUGCAUGUCCUAAAUUUUGAAUUUAGAUAUUCCAAUUUGCAUCAGUCUUUCUCUGGCUCAAAUAAUGAUGAUUAUGGAAUGAAUUUUAAUGUCCUUACUUGUGAAUAAUUACUAUAGCUUUCUCAAAUGUACGCUUUUUACAAAUUUUAAAUUUUAAAAUAUUAGUUUAAAUAUGUGUUAUAUUGAUAAAAUUUCAUCUUUCAAAUUAUAGUCUAUUAUUUUAAAGGGAUUUUUCCGUAUGAUAUGGGCCAUUUUGUUUGUAUAUCUCAAGGUAAACAUGUAAAAUCCUUACAAAGAGUUGUUUCACAAAACUUAUAUUUCAUGUCAAUUGUAUUUAUUUUAAUAAUAGCUCACAAUGCCUUUUGUAAGUAAUAAAGUCUCUUAUUACAAUCUUGUAUUUUUUAAUUGAGCUAAUCAAAAUAAUUCAGCCAGUCUAUUUGAAAUAGAAAACUAUCUAUUUAAUAUAAUAAAAUCAAUGCUCCCUUAAUGUUGUUACAAAGAUAUUAUAACUGUAAUAAGGGUAUAAGUUUAUUUAAGAAAAGAGUACUUGGUAGAAGAUUCUUUAACAAAUUGAUGAGAUUGAUUCAUAAUUCACAUGUCAACUUUUUAUAGUAAUAUAUACUUCUGAUUUAUUCAGUAAUUCAGCAAGUAUUGCACUUGUCAUUAGAAAAGCAAAGGUAAGUACAAUAUACAUGGCCCACAAUACAUGUCCUAUAGAGUUUAGUAGAGGAAAAUUAUGUUAGUUAUAACCACAAAAAUCAAUAUAAAAUGGACACAGUGGUAAAUACUACAAACAGGUCGUAUAUGGUACUGUAAGAGCAUCUAGUAAGGAUUUCAUCCAUUGUCAGAAAUGAGGUAUGAGAACAUGAUACUUGAAUUGUGACCUGAAAGAUGAGUUGGAGAUAAUUAGUCAAAGGGCACAUGGGGUAUGGAAGGGGGCAUGUUGAUUAACCGUACAUAGAAAUAAAUAUUCUCUUAAAUAGUUAUCCUUGAAAUAAUAUUUAUACUAUUAAUUUGCUCAGUGCACUUUUUUCAAAUACAGAAAAAAGAUUCUCCACUAUAGUUAAAAAUUUUUGGUUGGUGAAUCCAAGUGAAUGAAAUAUCAGCAUAACUGCACGGGCAAAAUAGAUAAGAAUUAAAUACAUGAAUUUUCCUCAGACUUAUUUUAUCUACCUCUGUAAUAUUUAACUUUAGUACCCAGGCUUGUUUACUACUUCUGCUUUACAGGCUUAUUUAAAUCUGAACAAUCCUACAGGGAAAUCAGAAUUCGAAAAAAAGUCUGGAGAACAAUAUGGUUGAAAGAGAAACAAGAGAAUGCACCUAGGUUAAUUCCCUGAAUCCUACUUGAACAAUAAAUUUCUCUUUGCAUAUAAUACGUGUUUGUGAUUGAGACAUAUUCCCCAAAAAUUCUUAUCUCUGUAUGUGAUUGGAAAAUAAAAGAUCAUAUUUGUAUGUUCAACAAUCUUUCACCUAUUUCUUAAGUCAUUUUUUUCAUCCAGUAUAGUAUGGGAAUUAUUUUUUAUGUUAAAUAGAAACUGAAGGUACUGGGUUGAACAGUGUCAUCCCCAAAAUUCAUCUACUUCCUGGAGCCUCAGAAUGUGACCUUAUUUGAAAAUACUGUGAUUGUGGUUGCAAGUAGCUAAGAUGAGGUCAUAUUGGAGCAGGGCAAGCCCUUAAUCCAACAUGACUCAUGUCCUUUAUAAGAGAAGAUAGGUCGGGCAUGGUGUCUCAUGCCUGUAGUCCCAGCACUUUGGGAGGCCAAGCCAGGCAAAUCGCUUGAGGCUCAGGAGUUCAAGAGCAGCCAGGCCAACAUGGCGAAAACCCAUCUCUACUAAAAAUAUAAUUAGCCAGGCAUGGUGGUGUGUGCCUGUAAUCUCAGCUACCCAGGAGUCUGAGGCACAAGAAUCACUGGAACCCGGGAGGUGGAGGUUGCAAGGUCACACCACUGCACUCCACUCUGAGCAACGGAACGAGACUCUGUCUCAAAAAAAAAACAAAAACAAAAAAAGAAUGAAAGAAAAGAUAGAGACACAGGGGAGAAUGCCACAUGAUGCUGGAGGCAGAGAUUGGAGUGAUACAUUGUGGGAACCCUCAGAAGAUAGGAAAAAGGCGUGGAAUAGAUUCUCCCUCAAAGUUCCAGUAGUUGCCAACCCUACUAACAUGGUUUUGCACUUCUAGCAUCCAGAACAGUGAGAGAAUAUAUUUCUGCUCUUUUAAGGUACCCAGUUUGUGGUAAUUUGUUAUAGCAAUCCUAGGAAACUAAUAGUCUGACAGAAAAAAAUCUUGAAUAAUGUGCAUGAAAAAAUCCUUCAACAAACACAAAAUUGGUUUCAAAAUGUUUUCUUGUAAAAAUAAAUUAACUUUUCUGUAAUUAGACUGUGUUUUAUAGUAAUUCUUGCCUGCUUCUUAGUCUUUGUUGUAGGAUGCAUAAUAAAAUACAUGAAUGAGUUUUAAAUGGUUAGCUUUGGAGAAUGGUUUUAGGAAGUUCAUAGAGUACACAGAAAUAAAAGCUAACGUUGCUAUGAAUGCGCAUUACUUUUCUAAUAAAAUAGUUCUGAAUCUC